This is a messenger RNA of Fusarium pseudograminearum CS3096, 3042 nucleotides long. RefSeq lists its product as uncharacterized. The record is from RefSeq and is a predicted model, not a curated record. Bases 1 to 3042 code for a protein of 1013 amino acids. NCBI's taxonomy places the organism in Eukaryota, Fungi, Ascomycota, Sordariomycetes, Hypocreales, Nectriaceae. The transcript has 2 exons.
AUGGCCGAGUUCGCUGCUGUUGGGGUCGCAGCCAGCGUUCUGCAGGUGAUCGACUUUGGCACUCGCUUCAUUGCUACUGCCUGGCAACUCAGCAGAUCCGAGCACGAUUUUCUCAUGAGUCUUGAAGACCUACGUAAAACGUCGGACAACUUUAGAGAUGCCCAGCGCACUCUGGAGAGCACCGAUCCGGGAUCGAACAAGGCGGUAGAGUCACUGGUGCAGAAAAGCGUUGCCAUUUCUGAGGAAAUGACCAAUUCUCUGGACAAGAUCGGUCGGGGGCGGAGCGCUUUGAAGAAAGCCUGGCUUACACUGUGGAAGGAGGAGAAGCUCAAGACUCUCGAAGUGAGGCUGAGAGAAGUGCAGCUGGACUUGACCUUUCACAUGACAGUCGACCUCAGAUCAGUCGUGCGAGACAGCGCGGAGAAACAGGACCAAAUACUACAAGAGCUCCGUAAGUCAAGCUCAAACAACUCAACAGAGAAGGCAGAAGCCCCAAUCGACUCAAAUUUGGGUUAUGGAGCUUCGAUAGUUGAGUGCUUGACUGACGGCCUUCAACUCCAUGAGAAGAUCAAGUCAGAGCUCAUUGGCGAUCUGGUUGCAAACAUAUACAACUUGGAGGGAGAAUAUCCGCUUCUCUCUGAUGCUUCGGACAUCCAACUAUCUGAUGAAAGGAGGACCAAGUUGGAGCAACUGUUUAUCUCCAGACUCUGCUACGACACUAUGCAAGAGAGAGAAUUGACCAUCAAAGAUGCCCACAAAGGCACGUUCCGUUGGGUCUUUGAGGAUGGAGAUGUUACCGGCUUUAAGAACUGGCUCGUGUCCGACGAAACACUUUACUGGAUUACCGGGAAACCAGGAUCAGGCAAGUCCACUCUAAUGAGAUAUCUUCUUCAACCUGUCAGCCAGAACCAAGAUGGCAAUAGUGGAUCGACCACAAGAUCUACGAGCUCAGAGAUUGCGAUUCUCCCUCAUGGCAGGUGUGAGGAGCAUCUAAAACAAUGGGCCGGCAAUAAUGAUAAGCUCACGGUCGUCUCCUUUCACUUUUGGGCGGUUGGAUCAAAGCUGCAAAGCUCUCAAGAGGGUCUCUUCCGAACACUGCUUGUGCAACUCCUCCGUGCCCACCCAGAGGCCAUUCCCAUAGUUGCCCCGUUGCGAUGGGAGUCUCUAUGUCUCUUCAACCUCGAUCCGAAAGGUUUCAGUCAUAUUGAGCUAGGUGACAUGUUCCAACAAGCAAUUGCCUACAUUAGUACUCGUGCUAAACUUGCCAUGUUCAUCGAUGGCUUGGACGAGUUCGAGGGAAACUGCCAUGACCUCAUUUCUCUCGUGCAGAGAUGCGUGGAAUCUCCCAUCAAGAUAUGCAUCUCAAGCCGUCCUUGGGUAGAGUUUGAGGGGGCCUUCGGGGACUGCCCUAGGCUCAAGAUGGAGGACUUGUCUCACCAGGAUAUCUCGAAUUACGUCUCUGCGAAGUUUGAAGCCGAUGCUCAGUUCAAAAGUCUGCAGCGAAGGCAAGCCCGCGUCGCCACGGAACUGGUUGAGUCUAUCGUUAAGAAGUCCAGUGGCGUGUUCUUGUGGGUUACCAUUGUUGUAGCCUCUCUUCUUGCAGGUAUAGGAGCAGGCGAUCGUGUUGAAGAUCUGCAGAAGCGGCUUCGUCUACUUCCAGCAGAAAUCAAGAACCUGUACGAAAGGAUACUUGAGAAUAUUGAUUCUGGAUACCGCGAGCAUACUGCCCAGCUACUCAAACUGAUGGCGGCAUUCGAGACGCAGCCUUCGCCACUGCUGUUUUGGUAUGCAGACGAGGUGGACUUCAUGGGCCGAGCCAUCAACGAAGAUCUCACUACAGUAUCGCGUCAUGAGGUAUUGGAACGCAUAGAAGACAUUCGUCGCCGCCUCAACAGCCGAUGCAAGGGUUUGCUCGAGAUUAAUAAGAGCGUAACCACAACGACUCAUUCUAGCUCGCACUUUGGAGGCACUGUUGAUUAUCUACACAAGACCGUAUAUGAGUUUGUCUGCAGUCGCAGAACCCAACGAAGGCUUCGGAGAUAUCUCAAAAAGCCGUACGAUGCCAAUCUCAGAGUCGCGGCGGCGUAUGCUGCCUUGGCGAAGGGUGCAGUGAAUUGGACAAACACAAAGUCCAGGAUCAGAGAUGUUCAGAAGAGUCAUUUUAGUUUAAGUCUCAUUUCCUGCUUGGAUUAUGCCUCAAGGGUACCUCCCGGUUCAAGUAAGCAAGUUGUACGAUUGCUCGAUCAUCUAACCUGCGUCGGCCCUGUCCUGCCUCACGAUAUAUGGCAACUGGUAAAUGACACCAGACCUCACAUACUGCACAAACUCCCGACAGACUCGUGGGCAAAGCACUUGGCUUCUCUUGAUCCCUACACCGUCCUGAAAAACAGCUCUAGCGAGAAGAUGCUGUGCCUGGCAACUUCAAUGUCAGUGGUAGAAUAUGUCAAGGCAAGAGCAAAGCCGGGAGGUUGUGUUGCCACUCAUCGCGCAACGACUACUUCAAAGCGAAACGGGUUGGAAGGGUUGGGUCUGCUGGCAGGGCGAAUGCUAGGUAAAUGGUUUGGCUACAACAAAGUUUCCCUUCUCUCUCUUGUCUGCUUGUCCGAUUCAAACAGCAAGCGGAUACUUGAACACUUGCUUGACAAAGGAGCAAAGCCAAACAUGAGGUUUUCGAAACCUAGCGGUUUUACUCUAGUCCGAUUGACGCCGUGGGAAGAAAUCUUGGCUGAGGCUUUCAGGUACUGUAUCGCAUACGAGGAGGACAACAAGCAAAAAGACAACGUGCUGAGAUGUGUGCGUCUGAUGCUGGACGCGGGGGCCAAAGUCAAUCUCAAAACGGUCAAAACAGCAAGCAAGCAUGCUUCAUCAAAUAUAGACGAGGAAGACGCGUACCGAUGCCUCAAGCGCAUGAAAGCAGAUCCAGAUGCUCGGCUUGAAGUUGUGGUGAAUGAAGGUCCGAUCACGAGUUCAUAUUGCACCCAACUUACCCGAUCGAUUUCCUCCGUAUCCUCAUAUACCAUUUCAACAGCUUCAAGUGUGUAG